Messenger RNA from Menidia menidia (Atlantic silverside), 1353 nucleotides. Lineage: Eukaryota; Metazoa; Chordata; Actinopteri; Atheriniformes; Atherinopsidae. The record is from the annotation of a GenBank genome assembly.
AAAAACGGAAAAGAACAUCUCAAAGGGAAGAAAUGUGGGAAAACGGUGAAUUUGAGUUUCCUCUGCGUACUUUCGCUUUAAAUCUGAUGGCGUAAUGAAGUGGUGGAAAGUGCCAAAGUGAUCCAGCCGGCCGGAAACAGCGCAAGUGUGCAGGAGCGCCUGGACUUCGGUCAGACGGGUUUUAUUUGGGCAGUUUACUCCGGCUGCAGCAGAUGUGGAGCUGCCUGGGAGGAAUGGCGUGGUUCUCCGUCGGAAAAAGUCUGCUGGGCUGCAGAGGGGCAGCGCAGAGAGCCGGGACUCUGACCAUGUCUGCCUGCUCGUCGGCAUCCUCUGGGAGGCAGCAUGUCAACGGAGUGGAUCUCUUCUACGAGCAGACCGGCAGAGGGAAGCACGCCGUGCUGCUGCUUCCUGGAGCUCUGGGGAGCACGAGGACAGACUUUGGCCCCCAGCUGAGGUCUCUGAACAAAGAGAGUUUCACUGUGGUGGGCUGGGACCCCCGCGGCUACGGGAGGUCCCGUCCCCCCCACCGAGACUUCCCCCCCGACUUCUUUGAGAGGGAUGCAAAGGACGCCGUCGACCUGAUGAAGGCGCUGGGCUUUCACAAGUUUUCUCUGCUGGGUUGGAGCGAUGGAGGAAUCACCGCCCUGAUUGCAGCGGCAAAGAACCCGGACCUGAUCCACAAAAUGGUCGUCUGGGGCUCCAAUGCUUUUGUUUCCCAGGAGGACCUCAGGCUUUACAACAUGGUCCGUGAUGUCUCCAAGUGGAGUGCGAGGAUGAGGCAGCCCAUGGAGGAGGUGUACGGAGCGCACCUCUUCGCUAAAACCUGGGAGGGCUGGGUGGAUGCAAUUGCACAGUUUGCCCAAAGACCAGAAGGAAGUAUCUGCAUGGAGCUUCUUCCCCUGAUCAGCUGCCCAACCCUCAUCAUCCAUGGGGAGAAGGACCCCAUGGUGCCCAGCUUCCACGCUCAGCAUCUCCUCAAACACAUCAAAGGAUCACGGUUACAUGUAAUGCCGGAGGGAAAACACAACCUCCACCUGAGAUACGCUGAUGAAUUCAACCGACUGGUGGAAGACUUUCUAGAAGAAUAAAUAAUCAGUGAAUGAUUUUGUACGCGAUUGAAUAACUCAGUGUUUUGUAGUUUUUCAAUUAAAUACUAAAAUCACGCAUAGAAGACUCACCUUAAAAGAAAAAGAUACUUUUGAAUGCUACCUUGGUCAUUUAGCUGUUCAGUAAGUUUCAGGCCUAAUUUUAUACACAAGGAUGAUAUUAUACCAUAUUUUGUGACAAUGAAUUAUUAUUCAUGCAAUAUUUUACUUUGAGAAAUAAACGUAAAAUCGAAAAAUGACAUUUAAA